AUGUAUCCUCGCCGUUGCAGCUGGUCCUCAUGCACCACAUCUUCGAAUUCAUCCCAAGGCUCAUCCCCGAUCGAGGAAUAUGUGCACUCACCAACAGCCCUUCGAUUUCACCCUCAGUUUUUCCAGCUGCUUGACCACUUCCGAACGCCCUUACAUCCCCUGAUCUCUUGCACCAACGGCCAGGCGCAUCCAGACUUCCCGCCCAAUAUCCUGGCCUUCCAUCUCCUCACAUCUUGUCAGCUCGAUAAUCUGGCAUACUAUUACCACCAAGUCUGGCCCGCCACUGUAGACACCAAGGACUAUCCAGUUUCAAUCCGCCCAUGGCUCGGAACUCCAUAUGAGGCGACGAUCGACCUCGCAACCAAGCGCCGUCGCUUUGGCCAGUUUAUCGGGCUUCAGGGCUGCGAGUCUCCCAUCGACGACCAUAGGAAUUCUGGGCAAUCAGAACCGGAAUCAGAAUUAUCGGAAUCAGGAUCGGAACUCGUGAAGGACGAACACGAGACCGAAACAGAACAGCAGAUUCUCGAGCGCAUAGAAUGGGAAUGGCAAGAGGCGCUUGUCGCAGCCUUGAAGGAUCGCAAUUGGUUUGGCUGGAAAUGA
Penicillium macrosclerotiorum is the source of this 600-nucleotide messenger RNA. RefSeq lists its product as uncharacterized. Lineage: Eukaryota; Fungi; Ascomycota; Eurotiomycetes; Eurotiales; Aspergillaceae. The coding region runs from base 1 to 600 and encodes 199 amino acids. The transcript has a single exon. The record is from RefSeq and is a predicted model, not a curated record.